AUGGUUCGAGCACCAGCGCGUGGUCACCAGGACGACCAAGUUCGCCAUCCUAGGGAUGUCGCUCUCCUCCUUACUCGACAUCAACAACCUGCAAGACUUCCUGAAAGCAAUGAUCAACCUGUUGUACGAGUUCAAGUGCAUCCCGAACAACAACUUCAAGCCAAAGAUCAGCAGUCUCUCCGUGCGUCUUCCCAGCCUUAUUCCCCCAAAUGA
Molecule: messenger RNA, 213 nt
Organism: Puccinia triticina
Lineage: Eukaryota; Fungi; Basidiomycota; Pucciniomycetes; Pucciniales; Pucciniaceae
Exons: 2
Coding region: 1-213 (70 amino acids)
Source: RefSeq, a predicted model, not a curated record